AUGGCUUCAAUUUGUCAGAAAAGAAUCACUUUACCUCCCUUUUCUUCUAUUGCAAAUGAAGCAUUAGCAGCGUCUAGUCUAGCUACGAGAAUCUCAAGAAAACCACCACCACAACCAGGACAAUUCAAAUUUAUUUUGUAUCAAGCAGAAGUACCAACGUCGUCAUCAUCUUUAACAGCUACAUCUACAGCAAUGCAGGGCAGAAAUAAGAAAGUGGCUACUGAGAUGAAGACGAGGACGAAAUCAAAGAUUUCUCCAAAUACAUCACCGAAAAAUUCUAAAGUCAAGAAAAAUUCACGAAAAUCUCCGUUAUCAUCUUCUGCUUCUUCGUCGUCAUCAUCGAGAAAGUCAGCUUGUAAGAUGCAACAAUUUUUUCCAGCGGCUUUACAACGAACAGUCAUACCAAACUCACAUAUGCAACCACCGAAAAUUAGUCAUAAUCCCAUAAUUAAUAACCAGAACGUUGCCAACAAUACUUACAUAAAUCCACAUUUUAAAUAUUCACGAUCAAUAAUAGAAAGAAAUAAUUCUUUUUACCGACCAACUACCAUAACAGAAUACGUGGAUCCCUUAAGAAAUUAUUGGCAAUACACAAAUUAUAAUCCAGAGACAAUGAAUGCUAAUUGCGUGAAUCAAGAAACUACGAAAACAUUGCUUUACUCGCAGAGUUCAGCACUCUCAGAGUUUCAAAGAUUACAAAAUUUUGCACCUAAACUCGAAUUUCCAGAAAAACUCUUUUUUUCGUCUUCGAUGGCAGCUCCAAAUCGAAAAGAUUCUGUGGAUAACAGCAGCUUUAUCGAUUUAUGA
Molecule: messenger RNA, 807 nt
Organism: Ambispora gerdemannii
Lineage: Eukaryota; Fungi; Glomeromycota; Glomeromycetes; Archaeosporales; Ambisporaceae
Source: the annotation of a GenBank genome assembly